Molecule: messenger RNA, 1838 nt
Organism: Durio zibethinus
Lineage: Eukaryota; Viridiplantae; Streptophyta; Magnoliopsida; Malvales; Malvaceae
Source: RefSeq, a predicted model, not a curated record
GAGAGUGUGACAAAUCUUUUGAGUUUUGAAGAGGAAAACAGUAACUGAAACGAACCCAAGAUUUGAGAUCAACUCUCCUUGAUGGGUAUUUAGAGAAACAAAGAAAGGAGGAGCGGAGGAGCCAACAGGAACAAUUCAUUGGACAAAGACCCACAUUUAUUUUCCUUUUCCUUCUUUUUAUUGGCUGCUGAAGUUUCUUUUCUUUCUGGCAAUAAUGGUUGCAAGAACCCCACCAAAGCAAAGGAAAAUUGUGGUGGCUCCUCUUAAUCCUGUCCUACUCAGAGAAACUGUAAAGAAGGUGGAGAAAUGUAUGGCAAGAUUGCAAGAGUUGCAGUAUACAGUGGCAGGAGGGACAAAGGUAAUAUCAGGGGUGAAUCUAAGUCCAAGGAGUACUAGGGGUUACUUAAGGACUAGUCUCAGGUGCAAGCAAGAGUCUUUGAGGAUGAAGAAUGCGACUCCAAGGAAAUCACCAGUUGGGAAGUUUCCAGCCACUGCAGGAGCUUUUAAUGCAGAUGAAUGGAGGAGAAUGUCAUUGCCAGCAAUGCUAGUAGGAGAAACAGUGGGAGAAAUCCUUCAAGCAAGUCAAUUUGCAAGAGAGAUACUAGCAGCAGUUGAUAAUAAAACCAAGAACAAGACAACUGCUGAGGAUCCUAAAACUCCGCUGACUGAGCAUAGAAAGCAAAGACCACAGCCUGAAAACACUGAACUCAGAGCCAGAAGAAAGAGGGAGAAACAGAACAAACUGCAACUAAUUCGAACAGAAUCCGACUCUCCAUCUCUUCAAAGGGCUCGUUCCAGGAUCAACUUCAAGGUUUCUCCUCCCAAAUUCAGGGAAUUGGAUAAGGAAAACAAUAGACAUAUGGUCAAUAGGGUGUCACCAAGGAAUAGGCCAUGGAAUAAAAAGACUGUUUUAUUCCCAAAUCCUUUGUUCAGCUCAACACCAGCUUCACAUCAACAACAGUUCACCAAGACAAGGUCUCCUGUAAUUGCAAGAAAUAGGCAAACUCCACAUAAGUUCUUGAUCAAGUCUCCUCCAUCAACUUCGAAGUUUCAAGUCAAGAUCAAGAGCCCACCCGUUGUUUCUCUAUCCCCCACAAGAUCAACAAACAUGAGCAAGAAGUCACCAAAGGUGUCAGCUGCUUCCAAGCUACGUAGAUCAUUUUCGCCUUCUCGAUUGGCAAACAGAUUGGUGUCCCCAUUGAAGAGCAGAAAAAGUUUGCAAAGUAGUGAUGCUAGAUCAUUUUCGCCCUCCCAAUUUGCAAACAGAUUGGUCUCUCCAUUGAAGAGAAGAAAAAGCUUGCAAAAAAGUGAUGGAUCGAUGAGUGGACUGAAACAGCGUCCAGUUUUAAUGCCUAUUCGAUUUUCAACUGUAAGAUUUUAAGGGUCCAUUUCUUUGAUUUAUCAGUGUGGCUUGAAGGAAACUGUUUAAAGAUAUUAUUUCACAAUGUCAAUAGUUGAUUUCCUUACAUGGUUUCCCAAUUUUAUUUCCCCAUUUUGUUGGUUGAUUAUCAUGAUGGGCUUUGAAAGUUGAGGCAAACAUUUGUUGGGAGAUAUUCUUUCUUUCAACAAUGCCCAUAGUGGACUUUCUUGACAUGGUUGUGAAUUUUAUCUCUCCAUUUUAUUGAUUGAUGUAAAAUUUUGGGAGAUAAGAGUCUGAUUCUUUGGUUGAAUUGGCCUGAGUGAGUAUUAAUAAAGCAAAACUUCAAGGUAUUCUACAUCCAUUUGGCCAGAAAAAUGGGGGAAGAAAAAGAAAAAAAAAUGCUUUUGGCUAAAUUGCAAUAUCUCAAUCAUAAAAUUUCAUCAUUAUUAUUCUACAUCAGUAAAACAAAUAUGCACCG